Messenger RNA from Stylophora pistillata, 680 nucleotides. RefSeq names its product ribonucleoside-diphosphate reductase large subunit-like. Gene Ontology annotation, biological process: deoxyribonucleotide biosynthetic process. The record is from RefSeq and is a predicted model, not a curated record. Lineage: Eukaryota; Metazoa; Cnidaria; Anthozoa; Scleractinia; Pocilloporidae. Gene Ontology annotation, molecular function: ribonucleoside-diphosphate reductase activity, thioredoxin disulfide as acceptor; ATP binding. Gene Ontology annotation, cellular component: ribonucleoside-diphosphate reductase complex.
CAUUCUUUGACUUGAAAUAAAAAGUGUCCUUUUAUUCUUCACUAUGCAGCACAUUGAUGAGAUCCCCGAUGAUCUUAAGCCCCUGUACAAGACAGUUUGGGAAAUUUCUCAGAGAACUCUUGUGGACAUGGCUGCAGACAGGGGAGCCUUCAUUGACCAGAGCCAGUCCUUCAAUGUGUUCUUUGCUGAACCUAGUUAUCGCAAGCUAACAAGCAUGCAUUUCUAUGGCUGGAAAAAGGGCCUGAAGACUGGAAUGUACUACUUGCGUUCACGCCCAGCUGCUAAUGCAAUCCAGUUUACAGUUGAUCAAGAAACUCUCAAGAAGACAACCAAAACCAAAAAGGAGAACACAGAAGUCUUGGCAUGCUCUCGAGACAAUCCUGAUUGCUUAAGCUGCAGUGGAUAAAUUAAAAACUGCCUUGCCCUUCUUAAGAACUCAACAAAACAUCCAAAGAUACUUUCCCUUGGGUGUGCUAUGGUAACUUUUUUCAAACAAUAAUGCACUUUCCCAUAAAUUGCUUCAACUUUCUAGUCUAUUUGUGAGAAGCAAGAGCUGUCUCGCUUUGGAUUUUGUUAUAUUGACCCUUUUCCUCCCAAGAUCUUUUUAGUAAUUCUCUUUACUGUUUGCCAUACAUUCUUAUGAUGUAAGUUUGGAGAAUUUGGUAUUGGAUCAACUAUUA